UGGCUGGCUCUGUCAUGUGACUGAUGCUAGGCAACAUGUGCUAUUGGCCUUCUUGGUUGCCGACAGAUCAGAAGGAACAUCAGUUUGUGUGUGUAUGUGCAAAUGAGGCUGUGCUUUCUCCACAGCAGUCUGGGGGAGCUUUAGCACUUCUACUGAGUUUGCACCAGCCAGCAAUGCAAAAAGCAAAAAGAAGCAGAAUCUACAGUUGAACAGAGAACGGACUCAAUGGGCUAUGAGACUCUAGAUGCGUUUGAAGGCGUCUACACAUCCCACUCUAAGCUACAGCCCACGGAGAUGCAGAGAUUUGUUGGUCCAUCAGAAGCUCCUGAAGGCAGUACACCUCCCUGAGUGGUAGGCAGAGUGGCUGCUACUGAACUCUUACAGGGAGCAGUAUUCGCUUUUUCCUGUGCUGCUUGGACAGUUUCACAACCCAGUGUGCAGACAGAAUCAUGAAUAAACUGGCAGACAAGCAGGACCAGAUGAUACCAUGAAGAGAAGUUUACAGGUCCUCUAUUGCCAACUGUUUCGUGUUCUAGUGAUCUUGGCACUGACAGAAGAGCUGGUGUUUGCUGUUCAGAUACUGCCUCCGAGUGUAUCAUCGUCUCAGGGCCUCCUGACAGACACUACCACUAUCACAGCCAUGGGGAUAACAGCUCAACACAAAGGCCAUCGCACGAUAGGACCUGUUCCCACAACUACUCAUUCAACUCUUCACUCAGCUCGCCCACUGGAGACACCUGCCCCUACCAUUGACCAGAAGCAAGCAACCAGCAGCCAUCCCGUUGGCAAAAUGGAAACAUAUCACUUAUACAACCAGAGUGCUUUGUAUUCAGGACAGACCCGCCCAAAGGGGAAAAUAUUUCAGAUUUUCAAAGGCAACUUCACAGAAUCUACAGAGCCUUACCUAAAGACAGCACUGCACUCUCCCUUUCCUACUUUGAGGCGUUCAUUCACUAACCACCCAUUUCAGCCCCAGAUUGCAGCCUCCAAUGAUCCCAAUAGUACUGGGCCAGCAACUACGACAGACUCAAGCUCUUCUCUUCACAGCAACACCUUGGAAGGCCUUAAAAAAGCAGAGCGGGUAAAUGGAACAUGGCUAGUUAUGCAGAGAGCAGAUCUUACCACGCCAACAGCUGGCCCAUCGACUGAUCCCAAAACAGGGUCGGUGCCUUUUAAACCCACACACUAUGAUAUAUGGGAUAUCCUGAGCAAAAAUAACUCUUGGGUAACCUUGAGUCCAAGUACAAAUGUACCUUUGUUUGCCAGCCCUGGAACUGCAACAGCAGCAGGUCAUUCAGUUCAGACCAGCUUUGAUGUCAACAUUUCAUCACCUACAAUGGGAAACCCUAAAGGAACCUCCAUGACACCGCACACUAUGGUGAAUAAUGCUACUUUAUCCAACAGGGCUCUCUCCACAGCAUCCACCACAAGGUUGGCCAGCUCCAUUUCAACAGCUGGUUCCACAGCAACGGGAAACUUUCUAAACAGACUGGUGCCUGCUGGAACCUGGAAGCCUGGCAUGCCCGGGAAUAUUUCCCAUGUCACUGAGGGGGAUAAACCGCAGCACAGAGCAACCAUUUGUCUCACCAAGGUGGACAUUGCCUGGAUCAUUCUGGCUAUCAGUGUACCUAUAUCUUCAUGUUCAGUUCUGCUGACAGUCUGCUGCAUGAGGAGGAAGAAAAAGACAUCUAACCCAGAAAACAACCUGAGCUAUUGGAACAAUGCUAUCACCAUGGACUACUUCAACAGGCAUGCUGUAGAGUUACCAAGAGAGAUCCAGUCCCUUGAAACUUCAGAGGACCAUCUGUCUGAGCCACGCUCCCCAGCCAAUGGUGAUUACAGAGACAGUGGGAUGGUCCUUGUUAAUCCAUUCUGUCAAGAAACACUAUUUGUAGGACAUGAGCAAGUGUCUGAAAUAUGACCCCAUACCUGCCCUUGUAUUGCAGCUCCAUCUUUAGUGUCUCCAAAUUAUAAAUAAAUAUAUAUAUUAUAAAUAUAAUCUUUGUGUAACCUGAAUUAUGAGAAAUGUUUUCAGCUUUUUUCCCCCCUAAGAAUUGUCAACCUCUUUUUUAUAAGUGUGGUAAAACUUUACAGAGCAAACUGUGGCUUUAUAAAAUAAAGGUAUUUCUAAGCAAAACACCUAUUGAACCAACUGCUUUUCCUGCUGUCAUUUACUAAAUGCUUAUACAGAAUGUUUAGUCUGUAUCACCACCAGGUAAGGUUAGCUUCACUGACGACAGUGCCUGUUUGGUACUACACCCUGUCAUUAUGCAGGGGCAACCUGCACCUGUGAAUCUUCUCUGUCUCUCCAUGGGCACUCUUUCCUAGUGACAGGCGUCUACUGCACUUUGUCCAGAAUGGAACCCCACAGUUACCCCACUUUAGACAGGAUCACUAGGUUUCACCAAUUGUAUUUACCUCAGCCAACCCAAAUUGGUUUGGGUCUGGCUACAGAAUCUUCUCCAGGUACUCGUGACCAGUGUAAAAAGCAAUGGCUCAGGACAGCUUCUUCUUCUUCUUC
Messenger RNA from Chrysemys picta bellii (western painted turtle), 2521 nucleotides. It is a transcript of the gene TMEM108, whose product is annotated as transmembrane protein 108. The record is from RefSeq and is a predicted model, not a curated record. Gene Ontology annotation, biological process: retrograde axonal transport; postsynaptic density organization; dendrite extension. Lineage: Eukaryota; Metazoa; Chordata; Testudines; Emydidae. Gene Ontology annotation, cellular component: early endosome; axon; endosome membrane.